This is a messenger RNA of Dibothriocephalus latus, 408 nucleotides long. The record is from the annotation of a GenBank genome assembly. Lineage: Eukaryota; Metazoa; Platyhelminthes; Cestoda; Diphyllobothriidea; Diphyllobothriidae.
UCGAUGAAAUUGCACAACCAGCUGCUCCAGGACCGCGUUAUUGAACUUGAGAAGCGUCUGGUUUCGAGCGGUCUCUCAACACCCUCACAAAUCCAAUUAGAUCGCAUGACUCACAAGGAGCAGUUGAACUAUGCCAGCGAAAACAUGCAACUCCGCUUCGACCUUGAAACAGCGCGGUUAGAAGUAAGCCGUCUGAAGUCACGUGUUGAUGAGCUUGAACAUGACCCGCGUCGGUCUCGAGGAAAGGAUCAACAAGAGGUGAAACCGAAACUCACUGUCAGUUUCUCUGUGGACUCUGAUACCAGCUCGACAUCCAGCAUCCGAAAGGAUCUCGCCAAAUCCAGUGGAACCGAAGUGAUGGACGAGACUUCAUCAAAUGAAACCAUUAUUUGUCAGUCAAAACCUUGA